UACUGAUCAGUGAUUACUGCAAUAUCCGAGGGGGUUUAAAGAGUCACGCGCACACGCGCACAAAUGCAGCGGCACAGGUUCACUGUUCCCUUUCAUUUUGAAACCGAUUAAGAAGUGGGAAACAAAUCCACCGUCGCUUCCCACGUCAUACACGACCAGAGACGGAGGAGAUACUAGUCGAAACCCUCUGGUAAUCGGAAAUGGUUAGCUCCAAAGACGACUCUUCUACCGACAGCGACAACUCCUCCGGCGACGUGCCCGACUCAAAACCUAGUGUCUACACCGAAGGCGAGAAGGUUCUCGCCUAUCAUGGCCCUCGCAUCUACGAAGCAAAGGUUCAAAAAGCAGAGCUAAGGAAGAAUGAAUGGAGAUACUUUGUUCAUUACCUUGGAUGGAACAAAAAUUGGGAUGAAUGGGUAGGCACUGACCGCUUGAUGAAGCACACGGAAGACAACGUCUUGAAGCAGCAGGCCCUGGACAAGAAGCAGGGCAUGGAAAAAAAUACUAAAUCUGGACGCUCAGCGCAGGCAAAGCCAAAAAGCUCAGCUGGUGUGUCUUCUCUAGAUGUUAAACUGGAUAAAGAAGACACUAAGAGCAAUGUUCCAAAAGGGAAAAAGCGCAAAGCCGACUCAGGCACUGAGAAGGGCAAUGUAUCUGCAGAGAAACUUGUGAAGAUUCAGAUUCCAUCUACUUUGAAGAAGCAACUGGUUGAUGAUUGGGAGUUCAUCACACAGCAAAAUAAGCUUGUGAAGCUCCCACGAUCUCCCACUGUUGAUGAUAUAUUGACUAAGUACCUUGAAUACCGAUCCAAAAAGGACGGGAUGAUGACUGAUUCAGUUGGGGAGAUACUGAAUGGAAUUCGAUGUUAUUUUGACAAAGCACUUCCCGUUAUUUUAUUGUACAAGAAGGAGCGCCAACAGUAUCAUGAAGCAGUUUCAGAUAAUGUCUCUCCAUCUAGUGUAUAUGGUGCUGAACAUCUGUUGCGUCUUUUUGUAAAGUUGCCUGAGUUACUUGCAUAUGUAAAAAUUGAAGAGGAGACAUUGAUUCGCUUGCAGCAGAAAUUGCUAGACUUUCUCAAGUUUUUGCAGAAAAACCAAGGUACUUUCUUCUUAUCUGCUUAUGAUGGUCCCAAAGCUCCUGAAGGAAGUGGUAAGGAUAAAGAAAGUUGACCUGUCUACCAAUUUAACCAUAGCCGGAAUGAGUCGCAUUAGAAGCAUGAGCAGUAUUUCUUAAACAUGCCAUAUGCUUACAGGUGAUGGCUCGCAAAUAUAGGCAAACUGUUUGUUGUUGUGUGUUGUGAUCUGUAACAGUAGAUCAUUCAUUUUUUUUUUCUGGAGUGCCAUUCAUUUUCGACUUAAACAGUCAGGUGAGCAACUUUAGAGAGGAAAGUCCUGCCUAUAACGAUAGUUUACUGAUUGUUGUUAAACUGUGUCCACCUGUAGAGUAGAGUGCCAUAAAAAACUGUAGAUGAUCCCUAGAUCUUGUACGUCACUUGCAAUUUAUAGCAGCCAAUGUACCAAUUAGUUUAACCAUAGCGUAGACUGAAAGGGGUUUGUUGCUAUUUUAGACUCAGAUUGGACUCUAACUUGACACUGAUGACGACAUAUGAUACUCUCGAAUGACUGUUAGAUCCUUUUUGCUGUUA
Messenger RNA from Nicotiana tabacum (common tobacco), 1645 nucleotides. Its product is annotated as protein MRG1. NCBI's taxonomy places the organism in Eukaryota, Viridiplantae, Streptophyta, Magnoliopsida, Solanales, Solanaceae. The record is from RefSeq and is a predicted model, not a curated record. Gene Ontology annotation, cellular component: histone acetyltransferase complex; nucleus. Gene Ontology annotation, biological process: regulation of DNA-templated transcription; chromatin organization.